Messenger RNA from Salpingoeca rosetta, 5134 nucleotides. Its product is annotated as ULK protein kinase. Gene Ontology annotation, biological process: protein phosphorylation. The coding region runs from base 59 to 5134 and encodes 1691 amino acids. Gene Ontology annotation, molecular function: ATP binding; protein kinase activity. Gene Ontology annotation, cellular component: cytoplasm. The record is from RefSeq and is a predicted model, not a curated record. Lineage: Eukaryota; Choanoflagellata; Craspedida; Salpingoecidae. The transcript is spliced from 7 exons.
CUCGGAAGACGACAGACGCUGUCGUCGUGGGUGAGCUGAGUGAGCUGAGCUGAGUGUGAUGUUCGACCCGAGCGAUUCGCGCGUCGAGACGUAUGGGCAAUACACCUUCCGUCGCACCAAGAACAACUUGGGAAAUGGCGCCUUUGCCACCGUCUUCCGCGGCCAACGCGAGGAUGGCCUGAAAAUUGCCGUCAAAGUGGUGAAGACGCGGCGGCUGAAAGGACACGCCCGCGUAUCGCUGGAACGGGAGGUGGCUGUCAUGAAGCGCCUGCAGCACGAACACAUUGUCAUGCUCUACGACACGUUUUCCACCCGCACCGAGCGCUGUCUCGCUCUGGAGCUGUGCUGGCAAACGCUGCACGACUACCUUGGCCCGACGAGCCUGAGCAAGCCCGUGCGCUUCCCGGAGCUCGUGGGCGAGAAGAACGGCCGCCUGACGCCAAUUCAGGUCCGCAAGACCGCCAUCCAGCUCCGCGACGCCCUGGAGUUUCUCCACUCCAAACGCAUCAUCCACAGGGACCUCAAGACACAGAAUGUGCUGUUGACGACGGAGGGCAUCCUGAAGAUUGCCGACUUUGGCUUUGCUCGCGAGCUGAACGACUCGCACAUGACCAACACCUUCUGCGGCUCGCCCUCAUACAUGCCCCUCAACUCACAUUGCACCUCCCCCCCCCCACACACGUACAAUACACCCUGGCAGGCGCCCGAAGUGCUGCGUCACCAGAAGUACGAUUACAAGGCGGAUCUCUUCAGCCUCGGCGUGAUUCUGUACAUGUGCAGCGAGGGCAAGAUGCCGUUUUGUGCGAGCACGAUUGACGAGCUGAAGAAACUGCACGACCGGCUGCAUGACCGCGGCGUGCCCCGCCCCAGCAUUGCCAAGGGCCUCCUCUUUGAUCUCCUUGUCGGCCUGCUGCAGGGCGACGCAACCCGCCGCCUGGACUACGUCACCGUCCUCUUCCACCCCUUCACCAACCGCGCCGCGUGCGAGGGCUGGCCCGAGGUGCUUGACGUGCGCCUGUUUGACGAAGAGGAGCGGCAGCGCGCCAGACGGCACGUGCAGCUGACGGAGGAGGCAGACCUCCAGCGCGACAGGGAAGAGGACCAAGCACGCGGCCUCGCAGGUGCCACCACACGCACCAGUACGCUGCCUGGUCAGGCUCGCCGUCACAGCAAGGGUGCCACGUCUCCCAAGCCCACCGCCACGACAGCAGCCAAAGAUGCGGCGGCAAGCGCGAAGCAAGCGCCGCCACGCGCCCAUGCUGAUGCUGCCCAUGGAGACGAAGAGGAUGAUGAACAUGAUGCAGAAGGUCGCCGCCAUGAUGAUGACGACAACGAUGCCGAUGACGAUGACGACGACUACUUUGACAGGCGGCUGCACGAUUCGCCGUGGCAGCAGAACAAGUAUGACUUCCCCGUGGCCUCUGCAGACUCGCUGGUGAUUGUGGACCAGCGGGACGUGACGCAGGCCAUCCUGGACGACGGCGCGCAGCAGCUGGAGCGCCGCGUCGCUCGCGUCCGCCACGGUGCUGCAGAUGCCGGUCGUGGCAGCGGCGGUGCUGUGGGCAUCCUGCUGGGCGGCAUGAAGAGGAUUGUCUCCAGGCUGUGGACACCGCAGCCAGACGACGAGCCGCAGCAGACCUCGGCCAAGCACGUCACGUCGUCCUCCCCGCUGAGCAAGGCCGCCAACGCCAUCACCGCGGCGAUUGGUACGCCGGCGCCGGGCACACCUGACAACAGGGUCAACGUCGACAUGCGCUCGCCCGCAAUGAUUGCGCUUGAGGCGUGGCAGCGCGGAGACUACAGCCUGCUGGAGCCGAAGCAGCGCAAGGCUGCAGAGACGCUGACGAUGGAGACAGUGCACGGCUUCAUGCGGGCCUUUGACGACACGGUGCACCCGCUGCGCGUGGCCAUUGAGAUUGCCGACAACCUGUGCUGUGACGAGUUCAAGAAGGGCGUGCUGGCCGUGACCACGCUGUCGGACCCUGCGCUGUCCAAGGCUGCGGUCCGCAACCUGCCACCACGCAACUUGCCCAAGGGAAGCGACGGCCGCCCCGCGGUGCCCACCCUCACCGACGAGCAGCGGCACCAGCGGCACCAGCGCGACCAGCAGCUGCAGCAGCGCGUGGAGCAGGAGCAGAUGCGAUGGCAACAGCAGCAUCAACAUCAGCAGCAGCCGCAGCAGGGAGAUGGCGGAAGCUCGGUGCAGGCAGCGGGCGAGCGUGCGGUUUGGCAGUGGCUAGUGCUGCUGCCGCCAUCGCAGGACCUGCGCGAGGAGGCGCGUGCAGCAUGGGUGGAGGCAGAGGCGGAGGCGGCGGCAUCGGUGCUGUCACGGCCGUCAUCACCGCGCUUCAACGCCAACGCCAACGCAGGAAGCACGGCUGCAACCACUGCGCUGUCCUCGAAGACAACACCCGCAGCACGAGGCACGCCAGGAGCAUCUGCAACCAGUUUCAACAACACCAACAGCAGCAGCAGUCACCACACCAACAGCGGCAGCGGCCAGAACACGGCGAGCGGCAGAGCCAUUCCAAGCAAUGUGGGCGGUGGCGGUGGCAGGAACCGCGGCCGCAGCGGCAGCGGCAGCCGGCUCAGCGCAGCCAAGCGCGAGGCCCUGGACAGGAUGUUUGGCAAGGAGGGCAGCGUGGAUCUGAGCGUGAGCGUGGAGGACAUUGACGUGUUCCAGCCGCCGGCGUCGCACGUGGUGGCCAUGCACGUGUACCAGGCCGUGUACCUGCAGAGCAUGGAGGCGCUGACCCGGCUGCGCACGCUGACGGAGACGUUUGAGACGUGCAUGCACCACCCGUAUGUCGCCCCCGUCCUCCAGCACGCGUCGGUCACCAUGCUUGCGAGCGGCCAGCGCUACAAACAGCUGCUGCUCCUUGCCAAGCAGCGGCACUACCGAGCGUGGCGCAAUUCCUACGGGUGGCAGUGGCUGGUGUACGACGUGGCGCGGCAGCGGCUGAUUGACGCCGCCAACGCCCAGACCGCCGAGGAGGCCCGCCAGCUCGUGCGCGAUGCCGCGGGCCUGCUGCACCUCAUCCAUUCAGAAAUGGACACCACCCAGGAGACCUCUGUGCUGAAUGGUGUGAUUGAGCGCGUGGGAAUGCACCUUCAGCGCGUGUCUGCCGCGGCCCAGCUGGAGGAGGAGGAAGCGGCGCAGCAGCAGCACCACGAGGAGGUUAUGGCCAAGUCCCAGGACACGCUCGAGGCCGAGAUGCGUGAGGCCACGCGCGAGUUUGACGGCGACCCGCUCCCUCCGCCGCAGCAGCAGCUGCCGGCAUCGCACCGCACACGCGACCCCACAUCACAGGCACAAUCACAGGCGCCCAUGCACGCCACCAUGUCAUCGGCCGGCUCGCUGACGGAGGGCGGUGUCCCCACAGCGCAGCAGCAGCAGCAGCGGCAGCAGCAGCCGCCAGGGUCGCCCUGGCUGCCCCCAAUGCAAGUGAUUCAGCCACAACAACAACAACAGCAGCAGCAGCAGCAGCAGCAUGGCCAUUAUACGCAACAUCAGUCGCCCUCCCCGCACGCGCACGUGAUGAUGACGUCACCGUCCCACUCCCCGCACUCGCAGGGGUCACACCCCCACUCGCAUUCCCCACACACGGUCGGGAUGAUGCACGGGUACUCGUCCCAGUCGCCCGUGCCUGCCGCGCACAUGAUGUCUGUGUCGCCCCCGUCCAUGCCGCACGUGUACGCGUCCUCGGGCUCCAGCAACCCGCCCUCGCUCGGCGCCUCCCCGCACAUGCACGCGCAGUAUCCCGUGCCGCCGCCCCACAUGUCCCCGCCCUCGCUGCGGGCGUCGUUCUCAACCAGCGCAGCGAGCACAGCAAGCAUGCCUAGCCACCAGUACCCACAACAACAACAGCCGUACCCACCGCACCACCAGCAACACAAGUACCCGCAGCAGCUGCAACCACAGCCACAGCCCAUGUAUCCGCAGCAGAUUACGCUGCACACGCCGCUGCCCGCGGUUGUCACCAGCAACGCAUCGCUCACCGCGUCUGCAAUGUCUGCUCACCAGCAAACACAGGCGCUGGUGGCCUACCACAACCACCAUCAGCAGCAUCAGCAACAGCUGCAGCAUCAGCAACAACACUAUGCCAUGCCGCCGGCACAGCCACCGCACCCGUCGUAUGCGUACGCUGCUCACGGCGCAUCGGUGUCGUCGCUCGGCUCCACAGGCAGCGGUGGCACUGGCACUGGUGUUGUCAUUCCACAGCCACCCUCCCCUGUCAUGCAGCCCGCAUCGCCCCACCACCACCAGCAACAGCAGCAGCAGCAGUACCAGCAAUCGUACCAGCCAUUUCAAUACCAGCAGCCGACGAACAUGUCUGCGCACGCGUCGCAUGACGCGUCGCAUGACAUGUCUCGCCACUCGAGCAUGGAUCACCAAUACCAGCACCCGACCCAGCACCACCAGCAGCAGCACCACCAUCAGCAGCAGCAGCAGCAGCAGCAGCAGCAGCAGCAGCAGCAGCAGCAGCAAGCAAUGCCGGUACCGGGCUCUUCGCACGCAUCCCAGCACGCAUCCCAGCACGCAUCGCCACACCAGUCGCCGCAGCAGCACCCACAGCACCAGAUGGAGGGCUCGCCCAACACGUCUGGCCUGCGGAACGCACCGCCGUCCCCACCGCGCUCCCGUGUGCACCGUCACAACAGCGGCAACGGCAGCAGCGAAGCGUCGCAUCCGCGUGACGAUUUGUACAGUGAUGGAGACGACGCUGAUGGUGGAGAUGAGGACGGCUUGCAGGACGGCGCCUCGCACGCCCAGCAGGGCACGCAGGGUACGCAGGGCGAAGAAGUGAAAGAGGAGGAGGAGGAGGAAGAUGUGAUUGCGAUGAAGCGGCGGCAGCUUGUGCAGUCUGGUGCACCAGCCGUUGAGGCGUACAUGAACCCGGACGGCACCCUCCGCCUCCCAGAGUCGAGCGCACCCACGCCUGCGGUCCGCGUGCAGAGCGCCGGCACCAGCUCCCCACCGCCCCACGUGCACCACCACCAUGUACAGCCGCAGCAGCAAGGAGAUGGCAAUGCAGUGGUGCACAGCCCGCGGCAGCUGUUGCGGGAGCCGGUGACGCCGCUGCAGCUGCCCACCUCCGGCAUCACCUCCCCGCAGCCCUCGGAUGAGGACUGA